Messenger RNA from Recurvomyces mirabilis, 1245 nucleotides. RefSeq lists its product as uncharacterized. The record is from RefSeq and is a predicted model, not a curated record. The transcript has a single exon. Lineage: Eukaryota; Fungi; Ascomycota; Dothideomycetes; Mycosphaerellales; Teratosphaeriaceae. The coding region runs from base 1 to 1245 and encodes 414 amino acids.
AUGUCGCAGUACCCUGACGACGAUUAUCGACCCCGCCGCGGCCGUGGCCAUGACGACGGCGGUGGCUACCCACCUCCACCAGCUUACCCUACUGCCACCGGCGGUGGUGACGAUUACGGCUCGAACAGUGGGAGACGCGACCAGCGAUAUCCUCCCGACCAGGGCAAUCGGCCACCACCACCACCUGGAGGUCCACCCGGAGAAACACUUCCACCACCACCCAUGGGUGACGCCUUGAAUGAUGGUAAGCGUAGUGCUAUGAAGCGCGAGGGUAGUAGAUCUCGUGUGCCGCAGCAUUUGCGGCCGGAGUUUCCUGACGAAGCCUCCUACCUAGGCUCGACUGCGCCUGAUCUCGAGAGGAAGAAUAGGCGCAAGGAUAAGGAGUUUCGGGAUAGGCGUGAUGGCUACGAAAGUGAGGAAGGAGAGUCCUUAAGGCGGGCCAAGCCACCGAGGCGUGACGAAGAUGAUCGCGAAGAUCGAGAUCGCCGUGCUAGGAGGUUCAGAGACGAUAGGGAUGCUUAUCAAGACAACGGACCAUCAAAACGAUCCAAGGACAGACGCGAUGACCCACCACCGUACGCCGAUCGUGACCGGGACCGUGACUACGACGACAGAGCUCCACCGCGGCGCCGUCGAGACAAGGAGCGCGACCGGUAUGACGACGAUUACGAUGAUGACCAUCCGCCUCGCAGAAGAGGCGGCGGAGACAAAUCAGUAGAGUACGGCUCAGACCCUGUCCCAGUCCGUCGCAGGAACACAGAUGCCGGCCGCUCUCGAGCAGAAAAGGACAAGCCUCGCCGACGCAAGGAUUAUGAUGACUAUUCGAGUGAUGAUGACGACCGCCGACAGCCUUCAAGGAGACACCGUAGUGAGGAAGACCCCGACAGAAGACGCCGACCACGCGACAAAUACGAUGAUGACGGACGCUCAUAUGACCCCGAUCCGCGCGACCGCGACCAACGCCGUAGACGUCAAGAUAUCUACGAUCGGGACCAGGAAGAUCGCCGGCGCGACAAGAGCCGCAGAAGGUACUCAGAUGACGAUUAUGAUGACUACGACAGGCGCGAUAGGCGCGGAGGUCGGGAUGGCAGAGAUGGAGGCCGCCAAAAGCCACCACGGGAGAUGAAGAUUGGAAACUACGACAUCGGUCCUCUGAUUGAUACUGGCAAGAAACACUAUGGCACGGUAGCUCCAAUCGUGACACCAUUCUUGAUCAAUGCUGCGAAGAAGUACAUGACGAAAUGA